ACGGAGCAUUGCGGCCUAUGAGAGGGAGAGAGGGCGUGGCUGAGAGUGAUUGUGACUGGAGGCUGCGGCCUAUGGGCAGCGAGUAGGCGGGGCAGCUCCUGGUUGCUGAGUUACCGUGGUAGUCACUACCCAUAAUCCCAUGCGCUAUGUUGACGAUGACUCAGAAAUACCGCCCCGCUCACUUCCGGUACACAUUUCUCCGUCCACGGUGUGAUCUCUCCUGCUGCCUCAUCCUCCAGGUUACACAGUAGUGAAGAAGACAUCCGGUGAGUGUGAGACACCGAGCAGCCAUCCCCAUGUGUGAGAAAGAAGAAGGACCCAGAGCCUCAUCCCGGUGCCUCCACCUCACUCACUGACACAUGAGACACAUUGACCAGAAGAUCCUGGAACUCACCAACAAGAUCAUUCAGCUGCUGACUGGAGAGGAGGAGGAGUAUAUAGAGGAACACAGGGGUCUGUACAAGGACGUGAUGAUGGAGAAUCACUGGCACCUCACAUCACUGGAUGGGUCCAGUAACAGAGAUACCCCAGAGAGAUGUCCCCGUCCUCUGUAUUCCCAGGAUUGUACAGAGAAGAAUCACAGUAUCCCACAGGAAGAUCAGGCACAACGUCUGUCUGAUAUAAAGACAGAAGAUACACAGGGAGAAGAAGAGACGUAUGUGACUGAUAUAAAGGCAGAAGAUAUAGAGGGAGAAGAAGAGACGUAUGUGACUGAUAUAAAGGCAGAAGAUAUAGAGGGAGAAGAAGAGACGUAUGUGACUGAUAUAAAGGCAGAAGAUAUAGAGGGAGGAGAAGAGACGUAUGUGACUGAUAUAAAGGCAGAAGAUAUAGAGGGAGAAGAAGAGACGUAUGUGACUGAUAUAAAGGCAGAAGAUAUAGAGGGAGAAGAAGAGACGUAUGUGACUGAUAUAAAGGCAGAAGAUAUGGAGGGAGAAGAAGAGACGUAUGUGACUGAUAUAAAGGCAGGAGAUAUAGAGGGAGAAAAAGAGACGUAUGUGACUGAUAUAAAGGCAGAAGAUAUAGAGGGAGAAAAAGAGACGUAUGUGACUGAUAUAAAGGCAGAAGAUAUGGAGGGAGAAGAAGAGACGUAUGUGAUUGAUAUAAAGGCAGAAGAUAUAGAGGGAGAAGAAGAGACGUAUGUGACUGAUAUAAAGGCAGAAGAUAUAGAGGGAGAAAAAGAGACGUAUGUGACUGAUAUAAAGACAGAAGAUACAGAGGGAGAAGAAGAGACGCAUGUGACUGAUAUGAAGGCAGAAGAUAUAGAGGGAGAAGUAGAGACGUAUGUGACUGAUAUAAAGGCAGAAGAUAUAGAGGGAGAAGAAGAGACGUAUGUGACUGAUAUAAAGGCAGAAGAUAUAGAGGGAGAAGAAGAGACGUAUGUGACUGAUAUAAAGGCAGAAGAUAUAGAGGGAGAAGAACAGACGUAUGUGAGGGGUGAUCAGCAGUGUAAGGAGGAGGAGAUCCCUACAGAUAUCAGCACAGGGUUGCCGCAGCAACGUGGGCGGGACCGGUGACGUCACUUCCGGCGGAAGCAACCCGCUCGUGGAGACGGACGCCGGGCCCUGGACACGGGGGCGGCGGCAACCUGGGGGGGACGUCUUGGAGGGGUGAGUGCACUUAUAAAUGUUGGUUUUGUGUCACUGUUUGAUAUCC
Pseudophryne corroboree (corroboree frog) is the source of this 1653-nucleotide messenger RNA. RefSeq names its product retinitis pigmentosa 1-like 1 protein. The transcript has 6 exons. The coding region runs from base 360 to 1514 and encodes 384 amino acids. Lineage: Eukaryota; Metazoa; Chordata; Amphibia; Anura; Myobatrachidae. The record is from RefSeq and is a predicted model, not a curated record. Gene Ontology annotation, biological process: regulation of DNA-templated transcription.